AUGUCGAUCGGGUCUGUUCAUAAUUUUCCUGCUUUGAAGAAUGACCUCAUUCUUAGAGCUGCACGUGGGGAAACCACAGAACAUGUUCCUGUCUGGGUAAUGAGACAAGCAGGUCGUUACUUACCAGAAUUCAAAGAGGUCAGAGCCAAAUAUUCCUUCUUUGAAGUUUGCCAAACUCCAGCAUUGGCAUGUGAAGUCACUCUCCAGCCAAUCAAGCGUUUUGAUCUUGAUGCAGCCAUUAUCUUUUCGGACAUCUUGGUUAUUCCACAGGCCUUAGGAAUGACAGUAGAAAUGGUUCCUGAAAAGGGUCCUACAUUUGAUGAACCUUUAAGAAAAGCUGAAGAUUUGGACAAACUGAACUCAAAAGUUGAUGUUGAAAGGGAAUUAGGAUAUGUCUUUGAUGCUAUCACACUCACAAGACAUAAAUUAGAAGGCAAAGUUCCACUGAUAGGAUUUUCAGGAGCUCCUUGGACUCUAAUGUUCUAUAUGGUGGAAGGUGGUGGUUCAAAUACAGCAUCCAAAAGCAAAAAAUGGCUAUAUACAUUUCCUGAAGCUAGUGUGAAAUUGUUAAAUAUCUUGGAGAAUGUUAUUGUGGAUUACUUAGUGGGACAAGUAAAGGCUGGUGCCCAGCUUCUACAAUUAUUUGAAUCUCAUGCUGGAAUUUUGGGACCAAAUCUUUUCUUUCGGUAUGCUAUGCCUCGUAUUGAAUCCAUUGCCAAAAGAGUCAAGCAGAAAUUAACAGAACAAAAAUUGGAUCCUGUUCCAAUGAUUAUAUUUGCCAAAGAUGCACAUUUUGGCAUCAAGGAACUCAGCACCAGUGGCUAUGAUGUUGUCUCUUUAGACUGGACAAUCGAUCCAGCAAAAGCUAGAAUAAUUGUAGAUUCUAAAGUCAGUCUGCAGGGCAAUCUUGAUCCGUGUGCCUUGUAUUCUUCAAAGGAAGAAAUUAGUAUUCACGUAAAAAACAUGUUGGAGAAAUUUGGGACACAGAGAUACAUUGCUAACUUGGGUCAUGGUGUUUAUCCAGAUUUUAAUCCUGAACAUGUAGGAGCCUUUGUUGAUGCUGUUCAUGAACAUUCAAAAUUAAUGAACAAAAAACUUUAA
This is a messenger RNA of Acanthosepion pharaonis, 1101 nucleotides long. The record is from the annotation of a GenBank genome assembly. Lineage: Eukaryota; Metazoa; Mollusca; Cephalopoda; Sepiida; Sepiidae.